AUGAUAUAAUAGAGUAAAUAUUACUAAGAAUUGGAAGAAUUUUUAAACUCUUCGCUUUAGUCUCAUUAGGUUCUCCAUAUUGAUCUCACUUACGGUUAUAUCAAUCAUGAAUGUAGAUCAAAAUUAGGUUCUGCUUUAUCAAAUUGUAUUAAUCUCUCAGAUUUAACACUUGAUCUUCAUGACAUUUAAAUUAAUGAUGAAGAUGUAUCAAACUUAAGUUCUGGUUUAGCAAAUUGCAUUAAUCUCACAAAUUUGUCACUUUACCUUGAUGCCAAUUAAAUAACUGAUAAAGGUGCUUCAUUCUUAGGUUCUGCUUUAGCAAAUUGUAUUAAUCUCUCAAAUUUGAAACUAAGCCUUAGUGGCAACUAAAUUGGUGAUAAAGGUGUAUCAAGCUUAGGUCCUAUUUUUGCAAGUUGCUUUAAUCUCUCAAAUUUGACACUAUACCUUUAUAACAGUUAAAUUAGUUGUGAAGGUGCUUCAGUCUUAGGUUCUUAAUUAGCAAAUUGCAUUAAUCUCUCUAAUUUGACGCUAUAUUUUAGUGACAAUUAAUUUGGUGAUGAAGGUGCAUCAGGCUUAGGUUCUGCUUUAGCAAAUUGCAUUAAUCUCUCAGAUUUGAAACUUGAUCUCGUUGGUAAUAAAAUUGGUACAAUUGGUGCAUCAGCUUUAUGUUUUGCUUUAGCAAAUUGCGUUAAUCUCUCGAAUUUGACACUUAGCCUUAGUGACAAUUAAAUUGGUGAUAAAGGUGCAUAAAACUUAGGUUUUGCUUUAGCAAAAAGCAUUAAUUUACUAAAUUUGGCGCUUGAUCUUCGUGGUAAUUAAAUUGGUGAUGAAAGUAUAUCAAGCUUAGGUUCUGCUUUAACAAAUUGCAUUAAUAUCUCAGAUUUGGCACUAUACCUUGAUAACAAUUCAAUUGGUGAUGUAGGUGUAACAGGCUUAGGUUCUACUUUAGCAAAUUGUAUUAAUCUCUCUAAUUUGGUACUAACCCUUAGUGAUAAUAAAAUUGGCGCAAUUGGUGCAUCAGGCUUAGGUUCUGGUUUAGCAAAUUUUAUUAAUCUCUAAAAUUUGACACUAUACCUUUAUUACAACUAAAUUGGAGAUAAAGGUGCUUCGGAUUUAGGUUCUGCUUUAGCAAAUUGCCUUAAUCUCUUAACUUUGACAUUAUACCUUUAUGGCAAUAAAAUUGGUGUAAAAGGUGUAUAUGGCUUAGGUUCUAAUCUAGCAAAGUGCGUUAAACUCUCAAAUUUGACACUUAGCCUUAGUGACAAUUAAAUUGGUAGUGAUGGUGCAUCAGUCUUAGGUUCUACUUUAGCAAAUUCCAUUAAUGUCUCUAAUUUGACACUUGAACUUUAUGCAAAUUAAAUUGGUGAUCAGGGUGCAUUAGGCCUAUGUUCUGCUUUAGCAAAUAACAAUAAUUUCUCAAAUUUGACACUUAACCUUAGUGACAAUUAAAUUAAUGAUGAAGGUGCAUCAGGCUUAGGUUCUGCUUUAGCAAAUUGUGUUAAUCUCUCAAAUUUGAAAUUCGAUCUUCGCUCUUUGAAUUGA
Molecule: messenger RNA, 1542 nt
Organism: Tetrahymena thermophila SB210
Lineage: Eukaryota; Ciliophora; Oligohymenophorea; Hymenostomatida; Tetrahymenidae
Exons: 19
Biological process (GO): nucleocytoplasmic transport; activation of GTPase activity
Cellular component (GO): cytosol; nucleus; perinuclear region of cytoplasm
Molecular function (GO): GTPase activator activity; small GTPase binding
Source: RefSeq, a predicted model, not a curated record